Serinus canaria (Common canary) is the source of this 1807-nucleotide messenger RNA. RefSeq names its product homeobox A5 (gene HOXA5). Gene Ontology annotation, cellular component: nucleus. Gene Ontology annotation, molecular function: DNA-binding transcription factor activity, RNA polymerase II-specific; RNA polymerase II cis-regulatory region sequence-specific DNA binding. The coding region runs from base 251 to 1063 and encodes 270 amino acids. NCBI's taxonomy places the organism in Eukaryota, Metazoa, Chordata, Aves, Passeriformes, Fringillidae. Gene Ontology annotation, biological process: anterior/posterior pattern specification; regulation of transcription by RNA polymerase II. The transcript is spliced from 2 exons. The record is from RefSeq and is a predicted model, not a curated record.
CGGGCCGCCCGCGCCCUCCCAGCUCCCCCACCAGUGCACGAGUUUACCUCUAGAGGUCAUCAGGCAGGAUUUACGACUGGACAACAAAAGCACGUGAUGUGAAGCCGUACCCCAUAUUUGGGUGCCUACGUAGGAGGGAACCAAGUACAUGUCCCAGUCAUUUCCAUAAUUCAUCAUAAAUUGUGCAAGGGUGCUAUAGACGCACAAAACGACCAAGAGCCACAAAUCAAGCACACAUAUCAAAAAACAAAUGAGCUCUUAUUUUGUAAACUCAUUUUGCGGUCGCUAUCCAAAUGGCCCGGACUACCAGUUACAUAAUUAUGGAGAUCACAGCUCGGUGAGCGAGCAAUACAGGGACUCCGCCAGCAUGCACUCCGGCAGGUACGGAUACGGCUACAAUGGCAUGGACCUCAGCGUCGGGCGCUCUGCUUCCACUCACUUUGGUGCCAAUGAGAGACCCCGCAGUUACCCGGCCAACACCACCUCUGCCUCGACAGAGCCCAGGUACAACCAGCCCGCGACGUCUUCCCACUCGCCUCCCCCUGACCCUCUGCCCUGCACCGCCGUGGCCGGUUCGCCUGUCAGCGAGAGUCACCACGGGGUGAAAAACUCCCUCGCCAACUCCACCAGCACUUCGUCCAAUUCCAGCAGCAACACGCACAUCAGCAGAGACGGGGUUGGCACCUCGUCUGGGACUGAGGAAGACACUCCAGCAAGCAGCGAGCAGGCAAGUGCCCCGACCGACCAAAGCACAGCCCAGCCUUCACAGCCCCAGAUCUACCCCUGGAUGCGAAAACUGCACAUAAGUCAUGACAACAUAGGGGGACCAGAAGGGAAAAGGGCUCGGACUGCUUACACCCGCUAUCAGACCUUGGAGCUCGAAAAGGAAUUUCACUUCAAUAGAUACCUGACCCGCAGAAGAAGGAUUGAAAUAGCACAUGCUCUUUGCCUCUCAGAGAGACAAAUAAAGAUCUGGUUCCAAAACAGGAGAAUGAAAUGGAAAAAGGAUAAUAAGCUGAAAAGUAUGAGCAUGGCAGCUGCAGGAGGGGCAUUCCGUCCCUAAGCGUUUGAUCAAUUAAAAGUACUGAGCAGUAUUAGCUGACCCUGCGUCGUCUCAUGUCAGUACUAAGUUGACUUUCUAAAACUUCCUUGUGUUACUUCUGUGAAGAAACCCUGUUCUUGUCGCCCUUAUUCAUCUUUUAAUCAUGAGCCUGUUUAUUACCAUUCUCUCGCGUGUAUAAGUAGAUCUGCUUUUAUCGUACAUUUCUUUGUCUUGAAUGGCUUUGUCUUGAAAAAAAUAAUAGAUGUUUUAACUUAUUUAUAUGAAGCGAGCUGUGUUACUUGAAGUAACUGUUAAAACAAAACAAAACUAAACAAAAAAGAACAAAAAGAAAAAAAAGAAGUUAAAAAAAAAAAGGAGAGAGAGAAAGGAAACCCUCCCCCGGUUUAGUACAAAUGUUAUGUGUUGCACUCAACCUGCUUAACUGUGCAUGUGUGGUCAAGUGUUAAUGUCUGUAUAGCUCCAAGCUGUUAAAAAUAUUUUUAUUCAAACUACCUAUAUAAUUCCUGUGUAAUUAAUGCUGUUGUAGAGGUGAAAUGAUGAAAUCAACUGAACUUGUCCUACGUGUAGUGAAUAGUGAAUCUGUGACGAAAACUGUGAUUCCAAGCAGUAUGUCCUUGCUGUGCCUUUGUAUAUGACUCUUUGCACGAACUCUUAGAAGUGGCUUUUAUUAAGCGCAGCUUCUGUGAUGUAUGUUUUUUGUGAACAAAGUUACAAAUAUAGUCAAAGUCUGGCUGUUUGAGCAAA